Molecule: messenger RNA, 996 nt
Organism: Penicillium salamii
Lineage: Eukaryota; Fungi; Ascomycota; Eurotiomycetes; Eurotiales; Aspergillaceae
Source: the annotation of a GenBank genome assembly
AUGCAGAGUGGUGACGAAAUCGAAGUUGAAGAAAUUGACGGAGUCAUGCGAAACAUUCUCGAGCAAGUCAAAUUGCCUGCAGUGGCGUUUCCAGUCCUGGAUCUCGUUCCGGACAUUUUUGCGCCUUGGAAGAAGAGGGCCCGGGGGUUGUUCGAGUCACAGCGAAGAAUAUUCAUGGCCAACCUGGAUUCAGCUCUUUGCAGAACUCAUUGGAGUUGGAGUAAGAGUGUCCUGAAUGCGAAGUCUGCCAAAGAUUGUGAUAUGGCCGAGCUUGCCUAUGUGAUUGGCGUGAACUACGAGGCUGGCAGUGACACGACCGCGUUUGUAUUGGAGACAUUUGUCCUUGCCAGUCUUCUUCACAAAAAUGCCGUCACCACCGCUCAAGCUGAACUGGAUUCUGUCACUGGGCUCAGAAUGCCUGGAUGGGAUGAUCUUCCUCGUUUACCAUAUGUCAAUGCUUUUGUCAAUGAAGUGUUGAGGUGGAGACCUGUUGUUCCUGGGGGACUCCACCAUGCAGUCAUAGAGGAUGACUAUUAUCUUGGAUUCAAAAUACCCAAAGGUACGCCAAUUAUUCCAAAUCAUUGGUCUCUGGAACUUGACGAAACGUACUUUCCUGGUCCCGAGACCUUUGAGCCCAAAAGAUGGAUAGAAAAUCCCGAUCUCCCAUCAAGUGCCUUUGGAUUUGGUCGACGGAUAUGUCCUGGGAAGCCCAUGGCUCGGAACUCGUUAUCUGUGAUAGUUGCGCGCAUGUUAUGGGCUUUCCAUUUUGACCCAGUGUACGAUCAUGGGGAGAAGAAUGAGGUCGAUUCUUGGAGUAUGACACAGGGGAUCAGUUCGCGCCCGAAGCCUUUUCAGGUAUCUCUUGUCCCUCGCAGCCUGGCACAUCAGGAGGUCAUUCAGUAUCAAUGGAAGAUUUCAGAGAAGGGUGAUGAAGGCCUCAUGACACAAGUUGAAAGUGGUAUUGCUGAGAACAGGGCAGCAUAUGCAAGUCUCUGA